Molecule: messenger RNA, 2044 nt
Organism: Nilaparvata lugens (brown planthopper)
Lineage: Eukaryota; Metazoa; Arthropoda; Insecta; Hemiptera; Delphacidae
Product: lysocardiolipin acyltransferase 1
Exons: 9
Coding region: 618-1811 (397 amino acids)
Cellular component (GO): endomembrane system
Molecular function (GO): acyltransferase activity
Source: RefSeq, a predicted model, not a curated record
UCUAAGAAAUAAUUGGAGUGAUUUUAUUAUUAUAGUAGCUAUACACUACCUUCAAGUAAAUUGGGUGAGAGAGACACUACCGGUAUUCAUCUUUCUUGCUCUUUUGCAAGGUAUUUUUAAAGAACACUCUGCUGGCAUGUAGUUUUAAUACAGUUGGAUGAAUGAGCAUUUAAAAUUUGGCUUGAUUUAGAAAAAAGAAAAAAAAACACGUUUGUCUGUGUCUUCAAAAUAUAAGUGCCAAAAGCAAGUUUAAUUCUAAACGGAACUAUUUCUGAAUUCAGUUAAGUCUACAUUGCCUCCGUGAAAAUAGUGUGUCAUCUAUUUUAGCUACCUACCUAUUCUAUUUGAAAAGUGAUAAAGUGAUGUCAAAGAAAGAUGGAAUGCCUUCUUUUGUUGCUACGUGUGUGUCGGAAAAUGAGUGAGCAAUGGCCAAUGUGAGGCGAGGGGAGUGCAGGGGUUGUUGGUGUCUGGACCAGGAGUGAUGCUGGAUCAAUAAUACCCCCACCCCCGCCCCGCCCUGGCAAGGGUAGCUAGGGCUCUAUCACUGGAAUCAGUUCACCAUUUGAUUCAGCUCACUUGUGGAAGAAGGAAGCUCUGUGAGUACCCCACACUCCUCCAUGUCUUUCUCCAGGCCGUACACUACAAACAAGGGAGCAGGAGAAAUGAGAAAAGAAUGGGUGCUGGGAAUGCUGUAUGCAGGCCUGUGGGCCGCCAGCAUAUUCUCCGGCUUCCUGAUGUUGUGCUGUCCGGUAUUUCCGUUGAUGCUCGUCAACCAGAAGCUCUAUAGGCGACUCACCGAUCUCAUUUUUGCUAUCUGGGAACUCUACCCGGUGGCACUGAUGGAAGUGUUGUUUGGCACAAAAAUAGUAGUCAGCGGUGAUGAGAUUCGUCCCGAAUCAGCGCUGAUCAUAAUGAACCACAGGACUCGCUGUGACUGGAACUUCCUGUGGGGAGCAAUGUUCUACGGAUCACGACGCCCCGCCCACAAACUCAAAUUUGUAUUGAAGGCGCCCAUCAAACACAUUCCUGGACCAGGAUGGGUGAUGCAAAUGGCUGGAUUUCUUUUCAUAGAUCGGAGCUGGCAGAAAGACGAAAAAGUACUCAAAACUUCUCUGGACUAUAUGAGGGACCUCAAAAACACAUAUCAGAUAUUAAUAUUUCCGGAAGGAACUGAUCUAACACCACACAACUUGGAAAAAAGCAAUGCAUUUGCCAGAAGUCAUAAUCUGGAGGAAUAUAAGAGAGUUCUUCAUCCAAAGACUACUGGAUUUUCAUUCCUAGCUUCAACAAUGAGAGAGAAUAAUCAAUUGGAUGCUGUGUAUGAUCUGACAGUUGGAUAUCCAGACAAAUACCCACAAAGUGAAAUGGACGUGGUUAAAGGAGUAUUUCCACAGCAAGUCAAUUUUUUUGUUAAAAGGUAUCCUGUGCAGUCACUUCCUACAGACACAGAAGAUUUGAAAGCCUGGUUGAAAAAUAUUUGGAAGAACAAGGAGAAGAAGUUGGAAUCUUUCUAUAAACAGCAAACCUUUACACCUGAAGAUGACGAACUCUUGGGAGAGAAACUUCAUUUUAAUAAUGAUACUAGUAAUGCUCUCUACUUGGCGUUAUUGUUCUGGACAAGCCUCAUUGUAAUUACCAAUUAUCUUUUGAUAACAUCAACGCUAAUGCAGAUUUGGACACUCAUGCACUGCUUUUUACUAGUGGUGUUGUCUCUUACUAAGGGCUCGCUUGCUUUUGAAAUCUAUUGUUACAGGAAGAAUGAAGAAGAAGACGACUAUAUGGUUGAAUACCAUAGUAAAAAGAAGAAGUAAUUAAGAGUCCCUAUCAAUGAUUGUCUACAUCACAAAUAUUUACUACUUUCUCAACUUUUUGACUUUGAAUGUUUGUAAACUAUUUUGUGUACUGUAUGUUAUUCGUAUAAGUGUUUUCCAGGCAUUGAUGUCUCUUGAAAAUUUAUGUAUUGUGUACCUAAAAUUAUUGUGAUAUGAUGGAUAUUAACAUCUUCAAGAUGUAAAACGUAUUAAUAAAUGGAUAUUUUGGUAGA